UGAUAUACGCCCCACUCAGUUAAGAUUCAGCCGAGCUGAGGGUCACUUGGCAUUGGACGUCGGCUCACCGAGCUUGAUUGCCGAAUGCAACAUCAUACAACAUUUUGUCCAGGUGGAAUUUGACCAAUUUUAGUUAUAUGGGGUUCCGACAGUUGGAGAUUAUUGCGUGCUUCGUAACUGCUGUGGCAUGUUUUUACGAGCAGCCGCAGAUUGAAGUAGAGCCCAGAGGGUACCGGAUUGAUCUUCAGCCCACCCUGCAGCCCGGUGACAGUCUGUUCAAAGGAAGAGUAAGAAUUGACAUUGUAAACCGAGGCUCAGAGGCAGUCACUGAACUUAAACUGAAUGCACACUCUUCGUUGUCGAUUAAUGAAAAAGAUGUCAAACUCAUCAGACUGGCUAAUGCAGAUCUGUCUGAUGAAGAAUCCGAUGAAGACAUCCCAACAUCUGUGAAUAAAGUGGAGAAAAAGGACGAUUUGUUAAUUGUAUACUGUUCUCAAAAACUGCAACGUGAUGCAACUUAUCAGUUGGACAUUCAGUACGAGGGUAAAUUGGGUAGCGAUCCAUCAAGUCCAAUUUACCAAAGCUCAUACACAGACAAAGAAUCAGGAGAAUCAAGACCAUUCUUAGUGUUAAGCCCAAGAAUCGGACAAGCAAAAGAGGUGUUCCCUUGUUUUGAUCAACCUUUCCUCAAAUCAUGGUUUGAGCUGAGCGUCGUUCAUAAACGGGGCUUCACUGCACUUUCAAAUAUGCCAGUGUUGGAGCAAUCAAAUAUUUCUCGAGAGGGUGAUUUAAUAAGAGAUCAAUUCUCAAGGACUCCCUUAAUGGCAGUCAACUCUUUGGGAUUGUUCAUUUCAGAUUUUAAAAUGCCUGAAGUUGAAUAUUUACAAACAGAUGGAAUAAAAAUUGGUUUGUGGGGUAGAGCAGAUUUUGUUACAACACUUAGUAAAGCACAGCAGCUGCUUCCUUCUGUUCUUGUUUCUUUGGAAUUGUACUUGUCAAGACCUUAUCCUUUGCCUCAUUUAAAUCUCAUAGCCCUUCCUGGUUUCUCUGAAGAUAGGCCAAAAAAUUCAUGGGGCUUGCAAUGGUUUCGGGAAAGCGAUCUAAUGAAUACAAACUCAUACUGGUUGACGCACAGAGUCGCCAAAGCGGCUGCAAUGCAGUGGCUAAGUCAUUUGGCUUCUCCAGUAAACGACUCUGUCGUAACAUCCGGCCUUGCAAACUUCCUGGCAACAAAUGUCGCUCAACAGCUUGAACCUACCACAUACUACUGGCAUCUUGGAAGCUUCCAUACUUUAGUUUUAGAAUUGGGAAAGCCCAGGAAUUAUGGGCUGGACAGUGAACAAAAGAGGUCAUUGCUGGAAAGCAGAGUUUUCUUGCUGAUUCAAAUGUUUGAGCAAGUUUUUGGAGCAAACACCUUCAAACAGUCUAUCCAAAAUUUCUUAGCAAAGAAGGAAUUCAAGGCUUAUUCUGAGGAUGAUCUUUGGCAAGUGAUAACAGAGCAAGCAUGGGUCGACAAAAAGUUGUCAUCUUCUAUUUCUCUGAUAGAAGUGAUCCCACCGUGGCUCAAUCAGAGAAUGCCGCUUGUAACUGUUGUGUCGAAUUAUGCAACAAAUAUUACAACAGUGACCCAGGAAAAGUACGUUGACAAUCUUGAGAGCAGUUGGUCGAAAGUGGUGAAGAAGAGCGGUGUCAAUAAACAGAGUGGUUGGUGGCUUCCACUUGUCAUCGUCCAAGGAAACCAAGACCCAGAAACAAUUGGAUGGCUCAAUCCAGAACAGCAUUCCAUUGAAUUCAAUAAUAUUUCAACAACUAGUUAUUUGAUUGCAAAUCCUGGCAGUACAGGCCCUUACCUUGUAAAUUAUGAUAGUGAAGGAUGGAAAAACUUAGCUAAGAAUAUGAAAUCUCUACCUGUAACAUACAGGGCACAAUUGAUUCACGAUUCUAUGACAUUGGCACUGUCAGGACAUCUAAGUACAGUCACUGCACUGGAAAUUUCUGCAGCGCUUAAAACUGAACAAGCACCUGAAGUUUGGAGGACGUUCUAUCCUCUUGCUGAGAGGUUGAGGGAUCGUUUCCAGGGAACUUCUGCAGCCCACAAUUUAGAUGCUUAUUUAAAAGGAUUGUUAAUUCCUGUUUUGGACGCAUUGGGAGAAGAAGACAAGUCCUCUUGGAAAACCGAACUUAGAGUUCGAACAAGGCAUCUUCUAUGUCAAACAGGUUUUACACCUUGCAUCGACAAUGCAAGGACAUUGUUCGCCACUUGGCUUAAUGCUUCUCAUCCUGAUGAUGGAAUGCCAAUUGCCAGCAGUCAUCUUUGUCCAGUCAUGGCCUGGGGAAGCUACGACGAGUGGCAAUUUGCCCUAGACAGGUUGCACCACUUCCCACCCAACAGGUCAAAAGCGGAGAGGACUUUCCUCAUGAAGACAGUCGCAGGUUGCCCACACGAUCCGAAAAAAUACUACACGCUUUUCAACAUAACUUUCUUGAACCGGAAAAAUCAGAUUUUCUCGGACGAAGACAGAUUUAUCAUCCUUUCGGCAAUUUCCGGUGAAAGCAUUGGCUAUACAACGUUGUUCCAUUUCCUCAAAAAUAACUGGCAUGAUAUGAAAAAGCGCAUUCAAGGAAACUUGUGGGAUUACUUUAUCCAAACAGCAAUGGGCAAUUUUAGAACAGAAGAAGGCUUGAAAGAGAUAACAGAGUUGCUCGACGAAAGAAAAUCCGAAAUGGGCACUGCACUUAAGACUGCUGAAGAUAGCGUAAGUAGAGUAAGAAGUAGGGUAAAGUGGGCUAAAGAAGCAACACCCGCCGUCGAAGCCUGGCUUAACGCCACCAUGGAAGUAUCUUGGACACCACAGAGAUUCAAGUUUCAAGAUGUCGUCGUCGUCUCCCACAGUAGAAAGAGCAUGGGAUGAGAUUUAUAAAACAACUUGUUUAAAAUACUUGUUAACUUAAGAUGUAUUUAUAAAUAAAUUAAAUUACAAAACCAG
Cimex lectularius (bed bug) is the source of this 2987-nucleotide messenger RNA. RefSeq names its product aminopeptidase N-like. The record is from RefSeq and is a predicted model, not a curated record. The transcript is spliced from 17 exons. Gene Ontology annotation, cellular component: cytoplasm. Gene Ontology annotation, molecular function: metalloaminopeptidase activity; peptide binding; zinc ion binding. The coding region runs from base 138 to 2912 and encodes 924 amino acids. Gene Ontology annotation, biological process: peptide catabolic process; proteolysis. NCBI's taxonomy places the organism in Eukaryota, Metazoa, Arthropoda, Insecta, Hemiptera, Cimicidae.